Messenger RNA from Colletotrichum godetiae, 2766 nucleotides. RefSeq lists its product as uncharacterized. Lineage: Eukaryota; Fungi; Ascomycota; Sordariomycetes; Glomerellales; Glomerellaceae. Bases 1 to 2766 code for a protein of 921 amino acids. The transcript has 2 exons. The record is from RefSeq and is a predicted model, not a curated record.
AUGGCGCAGCCGGAUUCGGUCCAGGCAAACGGCAUCCCUGGACCGGACCAUGCUGAGUCCCCCCAACCCGUCGUCCCUGUCAAGAGGAAGCGCGACACCGAGGAUGAGGGCGACGAGGUCAACGGCGACGGACCCGAGAAGAUGGAAGUCGACGCUGAAGUCCCAAAGGAGGAUCAUAAACCCCUCAUUCAGAACUAUUUCGCUGUUCUUAGCAGCUUCGAUGCAAACCCAUCAAUUUUGAAGCGUCGCCUUCCCGAACCCGAUGCGGAACAGCCCGACGCGAAACGCCAAAAGUCCGCCGAUAGCCCUGCCACCAUCGCCGACAAGGUCAGCCACGACUCGUACUCGCAUGUUGACGAACUUGCGGCCGACGUCGUCGAAGCCGUCAAGGAUCAACUGCAAGAACUUCAAUCGGCCAAGGUUGAGAAGGACAAGGAGGUCAUUGAUGGCGGCGCUGUGGUGCAGACCAAGGAGUUCCAGCAGAAGGCAAUGGACCUCCUUCGAAGGGAGAUAUCGUACCCACACAGCGCUGUGAACGUCAGCAACGUCAAGCCAGUCCCAGAAGUCACUCCAGGUAACGCUGUCUUGACAGUCGUUGGCCUCGGCCCUCACGGCAAGCAGCUCUUCUCAAGUCUGCCCAAGAAGGUUCCAGGACAAGAGAGCUCCGCUGCAAAGGCAUCAUCAUUGGAACUUCCUUUGGGCAUAUCGAAAACCUACAUUGUUCCUUCCCGACAGAGCGAAAGAUCAGCCACUCUUGGGGAGCUGUUUUCCUCGAGCAGACCCCUCCCUCCACUGCAGCCGCCCAAGCAACCGAAGCAGCUGGUCAAGGGAAAUGUCCUCGGUUUUUACCAUCCCGAGCCGGCGCAAAAGUCCAAGUACUACAACGAAUCUUAUUCUAGCAAAAAGGUCGCAGUCGGCUGCUACUUGGACUACACCAAUGCGGCACCCUCGUCCAAGAGUAAGACCAGACAGCGCGAACGCGCCCAAAGUCUUGCAGGCCACCGACCUUCGUCUACCGAAAUCGAAGUGAACGAAAUGGAGUCGUUGUUUCGCAGCGCGUUCUCCAGCUUCGCGCCCUGCAGAGAUGAUUCUGGCUCUGUCGUUCCGUCCAGCCAUGCUGGUCGCAUGUACUGGCAGCUUACUGGACAGCGAAACUUCAACCGCCUCAUUGAGUCGGAGUUGCAGGAAGUCGAUGAUGACGAUGACAUGCUCGAGAACCACGUUGGAGACAAGAUGGUCGAGACCGGGGACGUGGACGAGGAGUUUGUCAAUGAGGCGAUUGAGAAGUGGGAUGAAUGGCUGGUGGACCCGGCGCUGGAAGACAUGAACGAUGUCCUGUCGAAACCCAAGGAUAAGGACCCCGCCGACAAGGAGGUCGACGAAUUCCUGGAUGAAGUCACCGACAUGAUUGAGACCUUGCUGUCGUACCAGCGCAUCCGCAACCUCACCUUGCCAUCAUCACAGAAUCGUUAUGCAGGCGAUCCCGUCAACGGCGACUUGCUUUCUCACGGUGCUGUCUCGGCACCAACGGAAGAGGAGACUAUGACGUACGAAGCACUGAGGGCUCAGCUCAGUCUGAUUGUCGGCACUCUUCCUCCCUACGCUGUGGCUAAACUCAAUGGUGACCAACUUGAGGAGCUUCUCAUCAGCACCAAACUCGAGGUCCGCACAGAUCAGUACAAGGGUGUCAUGGAGGACGAUGCCGCAACGCAAGCCCGGAUGCGUCAACAGCAAAGUGCUGCCACUUCUACUCCCACGAACCGGCCUGCCCCUCACCGGACACCUAGUGCAUCCACUCCCUACAACGGCCAAUACGCGGCGGGGCAGUACGGAACCCCCACCCGAACGCCUUCACUCGCGCCUACCAAUUACUACCGAUCGGGCCAGCAACCCGCCAUGCCCCCGCAACAAGGUUCCGUCCCUCGUCCGGGCGGCGUACCCCACCAGAUGCCUCAUGCACAGCAGCCCCGUCCCGGUCAACCGGGCAAUUACCGGGCCACCAAUGGAUACACCAACUAUGCGCAGCACGUCGGAAAGGCACAAACACCGUAUGGCCACCAGGGUGUGCAGUAUGGCUCUCAACAGCGACCUCCCCAGUACUCUGGGUAUGCAGGCACGCCUUCACACGGCACGCCCAAUGCUCGCUUCCAGCAGCCCUACCAGCAGUCUUUCCCGCAACAGCCGAGCACGCCGUCCCAGGGCUACGCAGGUUACUAUGCUAAUGGUGCUAACAACAUGCAACCCCGGAACAUGUCGCCUCAAGUACCGGCUGGUCAGUACAAUUCGCCAACUCCACACCAGCAGCAGCAACGGUACUAUGGAUCUACUCAACAACACCAAAACGUGCCUGGCACCCCUCCGAUCAACCGUCAGCAUUAUCCGAAUGGUAGUCACCUCCCUCAACAACCUAUGAAUUCUCUGACUGGAUACAAUACAGCCGUUGCAAGGACAGACCAGCAGCGCCUCCACGCCGAGCAAGCGAGAUAUAGAGCCGCUGCACAGCAAACGAGCGCAGCUUUCGGGACCAAGAUCCAGGGCACACAUGAAGGCAACAACAUGACCCCAGCUCCCAUCGACGACCCCAACGGCCAAGGGUCUCCAUACAAUGCCAACAUGCGAGCGCGUAUGGCCGCAGGUGGUACCCCGAAGCCGCAGAGCCCUGUCGGUAGUGUAGGAAAGCCCAACGGAACUCCGCCAAUCCCACACAAAGUGACCCCGGUACCCAUUCCGGUUAUACCUCAACAGCAGCAAAGAAAGCCAAACUAG